UCUCAACCGCGAAAACUGACACAGCCAGCUCACGAUCACAAGCCACUCAGAUUUGGGGUUCAUUUAUUCUUUCAUUUCCAUCUGCGCCCAAACCCAUCUGAGGCCAAUUUGCUAAGCCACCGUAAUCAUCAAUCUUGUCGUUUUACCUUCGCGACUCUUUUAAACUGCACCGCUCAGGCGCCUCUCUCUCCAGCCAAUGCUGCCCUCUUAGCAUAAGCAGAUCGAUUUUGCAUUUAGCUCAUAUCCUCUCCCUCUCUCUAUGCGACAAUUUUUUAUCAGGGAGAGAAGCGCUUGUUCCCCAAAGCCCCCCGUAGAUGGCUCUUCAUAGGCGGCGCCACCACUAUUACAACCGCCUACGUUCUCUGCUUCCCCUUAUAUCAGCCGUUUCUGGAGUUCUUCUCAUCCUUUUCGGUCUCCUCUCCAUUCUUGCCCCUUCUCCUACCGAUUCAAAUAAUUUUCGUCACCCUCGCCGUUUCUACUCGUCCAAUGUUACAGCUAAUGUUGCGAUUGGAGAACCAGUUUUUCGUGUGCCGCGCACCGGAGGGAGAUUGGGUCAUGAUAUUUGGAAUUCAAGAAACUCCAAAUUCUACUAUGGAUGCAGUAAUGCCAGCAAGAAUUUUGCAAAUGCUGACACUGUUACCCAACGUGACCGAUAUGUGCUGAUUGCUACAAGUGGAGGCUUGAAUCAACAGCGGACAGGGAUCACUGAUGCUGUUGUGGCUGCCCGAAUUCUAAAUGCUACACUUGUUGUUCCAAAGCUGGACCAGAAAUCCUUUUGGAAGGAUGCAAGCGAUUUUGUUGAUAUUUUUGAUGUUGAUUGGUUCAUUAACUCCUUAUCAAAUGAUGUCAAAAUCAUAAAAAGUCUCCCAAGAAGGGGAGGCAAAACUUGGACUUCACGUAACAUGCGUGUGCCGAGGAAGUGUAGUGAGAGAUGUUAUCAAAAUCGUGUAUUACCUGUUCUUUUGAGAAGGCAUGCAAUUCAGCUGACCAAGUUUGAUUAUAGGCUUGCAAACAAGUUGGACACACAAUUGCAAAAGUUAAGAUGUAGAGUUAACUACCAUGCUUUGAAGUUUACAAAUCCUAUUCUUGAAAUGGGCAAGACAUUAGUCCGCAGGAUGAGGAUGAAAAGCAAACAUUUUAUCGCCUUGCACCUUAGGUAUGAACCUGAUAUGUUGGCAUUCUCAGGAUGCUAUUAUGGUGGUGGUGAUAGGGAAAGGCAAGAAUUAGGUGCCAUACGGAAGAGGUGGAAAUCUUUACAUAUCAAAAACCCUGAGAAAGAAAGGAGGCAUGGAAAAUGUCCUCUCACUCCAAAGGAAGUUGGUCUCAUGUUGAGAGCUUUGGGUUAUGGCAGUGAUGUUCAUAUUUAUGUGGCCUCUGGAGAAGUAUACAGAGGGGAAGAAUCAUUGGCUCCUCUAAAGGCACUCUUCCCGCACUUCUAUACUAAAGAGACUAUAGCCAGAAAGGAAGAGUUGGAACCAUUUUCUUCAUUUUCUUCCCGAAUGGCUGCUCUUGAUUUCAUUGUUUGUGAUGAAAGUGAUGUAUUUGUUACUAACAACAAUGGUAACAUGGCUAGAAUGUUAGCUGGACGGAGGAAGUAUUUUGGACACAAACCUACCAUUCGUCCAAAUGCUAAAAAACUAUAUCGUUUGUUCUUGAACGAAGGUAACAUAACAUGGGACGUGUUUACAUCAAAAGUGCGUAGUUACCAGCGGGGCUUCAUGGGGGAGCCAAAGGAAGUUAGGCCAGGCAGGGGAGAGUUUCAUGAGAACCCACACACCUGCAUCUGUGAAGAUUAUGAGGCCAGGGGAAUCAAAGAUUCAGGUCUUAGAAAGUAUGGGAAGGGGUAUAAUGUAACUGGAGAGGGUAGCACAAAUGAUGAUCCAAAUGUUGAUGAUGAGCCAGAACUUCCUGAACCUGAUAAUGAUGGUGAUCAGGAAGGCCUUGAUUCACUUAAUGUUACAGGGUUGGAUUAUGAGGGAUUCGACUCUGAGGAGCCAGAAUUAGAAGAAAUAGUUUCAGACUGAGCUGCACUGGGUUUCUGUCAUGUGCAAUUAAUUCUUUUCCAAACUUCAUUUCUAGUUUGGGUCUUGGUGUUGCAUAUGAUCAGUGUUGUUAAUCAUCUGUCUGUAUAUAACACUGCUAAGAGGGAGGGAAAAGUACCCUCAAGGGAGCAUCAUCUCAUGCAUCAGCAAGAUAUGGGCAUUGAAUUGAGGAAUAUAAAUUUCAUGGAGCUUUCUGCCUCAUUUCUGUGAAAUUCAAGAAAGGGAUAUGAGACGGGUUUUGGAGAUCGAAUUUUGGAAUUGAUCUGCGUUUAACUGCUUGUUGAGAUGCUGAAGGGCAUGGUAGUUAGGCCCCUUUAUUUGUAAAAUAGGCAAAAAUGAAAAUGGCCGAUAAAAAGAAGAGAGGGCGAAGGAUAUUGUAGUUGAAAUAAUUUUCUGUUGUGCUCAUUUUAUUUUUCUUUUAUUUUAUUGUGUCGGAGGAAAAGGGAGGAACAGAUGGUAAAUCUAGUAUGUUCCAUUUUUGUUUAAUGAGUGAAACAACUAUCCUGCUAAGUUGGACUCUUCCACUGAAUAUCAAUAUAUUUUGCUGGUUUUAUGCGAGAA
This is a messenger RNA of Manihot esculenta (cassava), 2603 nucleotides long. RefSeq names its product O-fucosyltransferase 16. NCBI's taxonomy places the organism in Eukaryota, Viridiplantae, Streptophyta, Magnoliopsida, Malpighiales, Euphorbiaceae. Bases 315 to 2024 code for a protein of 569 amino acids. The record is from RefSeq and is a predicted model, not a curated record. The transcript is spliced from 10 exons.